UUUUUUUCGGACUGCACGAAUUAUCGUUACAAAUACAAUACGCAACACAUACGUAAGCUGGCCAUGCGGAAACACGUUUCUUCGGGUGUCGAAGAAUCGAAUAGUUUCUUAAACACCGCGAAAUUAAUCUGCGCUCUCGUCUUCAAGACAAUGUUACGAUGGGAAAAUAUGCGGUUGACGAACUCGCAACAAAACGCUAAGUCGCCAUAACGCGCGGAACACUGCGCGCCACCCAGCUGAAACGAAGAAAGCCGCGAUCCGCGAAUCUCCACGUAACUAUACUUUCUAUGUAUCUUCCGUACUUAACGGACCUCUCGCUCUUUCUCUCUCCCUGCCUUCUGACAGCUCGCGCCCCGUCUCGACGCUCUUCGAAGCGGCUGACGCCGUGUUAACCGCUCUCGCCCUUCCCUUCACGCUUGUGCACGCUCUUCCUGUUGCCACUCGGGGCGCGAGAGUAUCCUCCGGCUGAUUUCGGAUCACCGUCGCACGUUUCACGGCGCGACGAUUUAACAAUCACAAUAAUCGAUAAUCCCGCGGCGAUAGAACCAAGGUGCCUGUACCGUUGUUGGCGGUCCGCGGAUCGAGAAGGACACACGUCGUCGCCGCGAGCAAGCAAACGCGCCGAGGAGGUAGUAGGAUCGCCAGUCGAAUUUCUGUCCUCGUCGUCGUCGUUGUCGUCGCGAGAACGGCGCGUGCCGCCGGAGAAUAGUGAGCGCGACAGAACGAGGAAGAGAGACGGAGAGGGAGUGAGAAAGAGGGAAAAACACGGGGCGAGCGAGCGAGAAGCUAAACCGUGGAAAAGGCGAGAAAGAGAGAGAGUGAGAGAGAGAGGUGGAUUCUCGCGUUGGCUCUCUCUCGGUGGCUUCGUCAACCGUUGUGAAUCGCCCGAAUGGCGCGGCUCAGCUGUAAGCAUCCCGCGGAAUAAAAUGCGUCUUCUACUUGGGAUUCUGGUCCGGAUGACAGCCAACGUCGGGACGUAAGGUGACGUCGCAGCAGGAAAAACAUGGAGCGUCCGUUGAACAUCGAAGUUACACGUUGUUCGAAUCGAUGCUACAUUUAGCCUUGCAUCUGAACGGUCUUUAAUGCAACAAGAUUGCUACAUUGUUGAGGGAUCAGAAUUCCUGCCGGAAGCGAUGGAUGCGAUAUGCGAUGAGGAUAGGCGGAGACGCCUACAAAUGUUGGAGGAUCGCAUAAGAGAUCCAAGAAGCGUCGCAAAUAUCGAUUGCUUGUUGGACACGGUUCAAGCCUUGGUUUUAGAUUGCGAUCAUGCGAGUGUGAAACGUAUGAAAAAUAUAGAAGCUUAUAUGAAUAGAUAUGACUCCGUAGCUCAAGAGAUUUACCAGGCGCGAAUGCGCACGGAUGAUUUUACUUUGAUCAAAGUAAUCGGUCGUGGUGCGUUCGGAGAGGUGCAGUUGGUUAGACAUAAAUCUACAAAAAAGGUGUACGCUAUGAAACUGCUUAGCAAAUUCGAAAUGAUUAAAAGGUCGGACUCGGCAUUCUUUUGGGAAGAGAGAGACAUAAUGGCUCACGCUAAUUCUCCGUGGAUAGUCCAGCUGCACUUCGCGUUUCAAGAUCAGAAGUAUCUUUACAUGGUGAUGGACUACAUGCCGGGCGGCGAUCUGGUGAAUCUGAUGUCGAACUACGAGGUGCCGGAGAAGUGGGCGAAAUUUUACUGCGCCGAGGUGGUGCUCGCAUUGGACGCAAUACACUUGAUGGGUUUUGUUCAUAGAGACGUGAAACCCGAUAACAUGUUGCUCGACAAGCACGGCCACUUGAAACUCGCCGAUUUCGGAACAUGUAUGAGAAUGGAUGCGGACGGCUUGGUACGGUCCGAUACCGCGGUUGGUACGCCCGAUUACAUAUCCCCGGAGGUUCUGCAGUCGCAAGGUGGUGAAGGAGUGUACGGCCGCGAGUGCGACUGGUGGUCCGUUGGUGUUUUCCUGUACGAGAUGCUGUACGGCGAUACACCGUUUUUUGCCGAUUCUCUAGUCGGCACGUAUUCGAAGAUCAUGGACCACAGAAAUUCGCUGUACUUCCCUCCGACCGUUGAGAUCUCUCCCUCGGCGAAGAAUUUGAUAUCCGGGUUUCUCACCGACAGAACGAUGCGUCUGGGUCGCAACGGCAUCGACGAGAUCAAAGAACAUCCGUUCUUUAAGAACGAUCAGUGGACUUUCGACAAUCUGAGAGAAUGCGUGCCACCGGUAGUGCCCGAGCUCUCGGGAGACGACGACACAAGUAAUUUCGACGAUGUUGAGAAGGAAGAUGUGUCGGAAGAGAAUUUUCCGGUGCCCAAGGCGUUCUCCGGCAACCACUUGCCUUUCAUCGGUUUUACCUAUUCGGGUGAUUAUCAGUUAAUGGCUUCCUACGGCAAGGAAUAUGUAGACGGAUUAGAGAAUCAUAUCAACAACGGCACUAUCAACGAGGACAUGAAGAUCUCGCAGCUGGAGAACCUGUUGGAUCGCGAAAGGCGGCAGGUGGAGAUCCUGGAAUUGAAGCAGAAACAGUUGAGCACGCAAUUGGAAACGGUGACGCGUCAGGAGGAGGCUCUGCGCGACGAGAUCGGCAGGGCGGAGAAAGAGAUAACGCUGCUCAGACACAAUUACAAGGAGGCACAGCGCAGAAUGGAACACGAGGCGGAAGCUCGUCGAAAAGCGGAGUCGCUGUUGAUGGAAGUGAAGAUGAAGUUUGAUGAAGAACAGACAAGACGGGCACGGGACGCCAGCAACUCGCAGCAAACGUCCGAGAGAGUGACCACUCUGGAAAAACAAAUCAAAGAGAUGCAAUGCAAACUGGAGAGAGAAACGGAAACGGUGACGAGAUUGCGGAAACAAGCGACGGAAAUCACUGUGGCCCGUCAAGCCGCCGAGCAACUGGCUAACGAGUUGCAAGUCGCAAGGGCUCAACUGCAAGCGCAGCGUGAUACUUUACAGCAGGAAGUUGCAACUCUCCAGGGCCAGCUUUCCAAAGAACGCAGCUCGAGAUCGCAAGCGUCAUUGCUGAUAGCCGACUUGGAGACACGUCUUUCUACUUUGCAAGACGAAUUGGAACGCAGUCACGAGAAAGAAGACAAGGCGACUCAGGACAAUAGACAACUAACCGAAAAGGUUUCCGCGUUGGAGAAGGAGGCUGCUAGUUUAACUGUGGAAUUGAAGGCAGCACAAGCCAGGUAUAAUCAGGAAGUUGUGGCGCAUCAAGAAACGGAACGUUCGCGCAUGCUUUCCAAAGAGGAAGCCAAUCUGGAAGUUGUCAAAGCUCUACAAGCAAAACUGAACGACGAGAAAAGUGGAAGGCAACGUGCGGAAUUGCUUGCGCAGGAAAAGGAACGUCAGACGUCAUUGCUCUCCGUGGAUUACAGACAGAUACAGCAACGAUUGCAGAAAUUAGAGGGCGAGCACAGACAGGAGAUGGAAAAGGUCAAAGCCCUGCAGGGCCAAAUUGAGCAGGAACAACAGAAGAGGAACGUUCUGCAAACGGAGUUGGGCCAACAUCUGUCCGAAGCGGGAAGACUUCGCGCUCGCGAGCAACAGCUAGUCGGAGAAGUUGCUCAGCUGAGGGAAGCUAAAAGACAAAUAGAAGAUGAGUUGCAUCACUUGAAAACACAAAGAAACGUCGAUCAGCUACAGACAAAAGAAUUGCAGGAACAAUUAGAGGCUGAAGCUUAUUUUUCGACUCUGUACAAAACACAAACGCAAGAGUUGCGCGAAGAAUUAGAUGAGAAAAUAAGGCUACAACAGGAGUUGGAAGAAGAGCGUAGCUCUCUGGUCCAUCAGCUGCAACUGUCAUUAGCGCGCGGUGACAGCGAGGCGCUAGCCAGAUCCAUAGCCGAGGAAACAGUGGCAGACUUGGAGAAAGAAAGAACCAUGAAAGAGCUGGAGUACAAGGACGGAGUAGCGAAGCAUCAUCAGGAAUUAAGCGCGAAAGAACAAAUUAUAAACAGACUUAAAGAAAACGAGAACGAAUUCAAGAAAUCGGUUGAGCAGGCUUUGAAAGAGAAGGAGGACGCGUCGAAACGAUUGAAGGAGCUGCAGGAGCAGCUUGGCAAGGCGCAGUCCAACAUGGAGGAGAUCGAGAAGCUCAGCAGCAAAUUGAAGACCGAACAAUUGCUGAAACAGCAAGCAGUCAACAAGUUGGCCGAGAUUAUGAACCGGAAAGAUAUUUCGUCGAGUGGAAAGACCAAGAACAAAGCGUCUGCCGCGGAUCUCAGGAAGAAAGAGAAGGAUUGCAGACGCCUGCAGCAAGAACUCACUCAAGAAAGAGAGAAGUACGGACAGUUGGCAGCUAAAUGGCAGAAAGAUUUGCAGGAUAUGCAAGCGCAACUCGUGGAGGAAAAUCAGGCGAAGCUGAGGCUGCAGAUGGAACUCGACUCGAAAGACUCGGAGAUCGAAACGUUGCAGAUGAAAAUCGCGUCGCUCAAUUCGGAAACUGCCAGUAUGUCCUCCAUAGAGAACGACGACGGUGAGGACUCGGUUCUGUCCGAACACGGUACGAUGAGACUGGAGGGCUGGUUAAAUGUGCCAAACAAACAGAACAUUAAGCGGCACGGCUGGAAGAAGCAGUACGUUGUCGUUUCUUCUAAGAAGAUCAUAUUCUACAACAGCGAAAACGACAAGUUAAACGCCGAUCCGGUCCUGAUACUAGACUUGAACAAAGUCUUCCACGUUAGAUCCGUUACUCAGGGUGAUGUUAUUCGAGCCAAUGCCAAAGAUAUACCCAGAAUAUUUCAGUUACUUUACGCUGGCGAAGGUGAAGCGAGGCGACCCGGCGACGAGGGGAAUACACUGCCCGGAGUUGAUUUACCACAGCUCACAGACAAACCUGGCACUCAGUCGCUGAAGGGUCACGAGUUCGUGUCAAUAUCCUAUCACAUGCCGACGACCUGCGAGGUCUGUUCGAAGCAGCUCUGGCACAUGUUCCGACCUUCGCCGGCUCUCGAAUGCCGAAGGUGUCGUAUCAAGGUUCACAAAGAACAUUUGGAUAAGAAGGAAGAUGCCAUAGCCCCGUGCAAACUACAUUACGACCCGAACAGCGCUCGCGAGUUGCUAUUGCUCGCAGCGAAUCCGGAAGACCAGAAGUACUGGGUCUCACGGCUGUCCAGACGAGUCCAGAAAUGCGGCUACAAAGCGAAUUCGCAUGUGGACGGAACAGGACAGCGCGUCUCCCCAAGGGAAUCCACGAGGUCGUCCUUAAAGCCAUACUUAUCGGUUCAGCAACGAUCGGCGACGUUACCGGCGAACGCAAGUAUGGGCAAGUGAUCUUGGAGAAAGCUAGUACUGGCCAUUAAGAAUCUGCUGCCUAUCCGUUCCCUUCGAUAACGCGCGAUGUCGGACUAUCGUCGAAAUUCUCGUCGAUUUUCUCUGCGCACCCUCGGCGAACGAAGUAGACUGUCCAUAUUAGUUUCUUAAAAUCGAGACAAGGAAAUAAUCGAGACUACGCGACUCUUGCGUGAUGUCUUCGCAGCUAAGAAAUUUAAGUGAACUUGAAAUUCGCAAGAAAUCCAUAGGAGAAAACAGGGUUUAAUAUGCAUGAAGUAUACUGAACGACGAGCGGGUAAAAAAAAAAAUAUGGUGCGAAAAGAAGGAUGGAAGAAAAACGAAGAGAGAUGAAAAAUCGCUGUAUGCAGGGUAUAAAAUAUGUAAACGCGCAUUUAUCGCGUUAUAUUUUCGGGACAAUAACAAAGGACGCGUCGUGUGUUCCUCGGAAUCAUUAGAAUCGUCUUUUUAAUUACGAGCAACGAUAUAUGCGAUGCAACAAUCCUUCCUUCGUAAACGUGAUAAUAUUAUUCAUAGGAGGAGGGGAUUGUGUAAAAUGUUUUUUCGAACUUUUCCGCAGUGAUUUUUCUAAUUGGAGUUAUAUAUUCGAUUUUGUACGCACAUUUUUCUUACUGCCUUCGAUCAAUCAUGAGGAUUUUUAGCUUAAGGCGUUUUUUUGAUGCUUUAAACCGAAAUUUCGAGAAAGUUUGGGAAAAAGCAUAUAUAUAUAUAUGUAUAUAUAUUAUAUGUAUGUAUAUGUAUAGCGUUUUCGAAAUCAUUUUAUAUACAGAUUGUUCUUCGGAAACGUGUCUGUGUGUGUCGGCAGAUGUGCGCGGGAAAGGUUGCUUUUUAGAAACAACAACACGCGUCUUAUAGUGAGGAUUUAUUUAACGUUUGAUAAGUCGCGAGGUUUGUUGUCUGUCGAACUUCAACAGAAUGUAAAUAGCGGAAUACGAGUCUGAAGAUCAAUAUAUAUUUUUUUUUUUUGUUUUAUAUAUAUAUAUAUAUAUAUAUAUAUAUGUAAAAUUCCAUGCGAGUGUGAAUUCACUUCGCGGAUGUUGCGACAAGCAAGCAAUAUUGCGACAGUGACCAGCGUGCGGCGUGUGCGAAGGAUCAUUGCGUGCGAGUAUAUAUACAACGGCAGUGCCAGCAUGUAUAGUAGAGAUUAAUGAUUAUAUAAGUUAAGAGUUUUAUCAUGAUGAUACACGAGCUAACGACGUCCGCUGUAUCCCGACAGAGACAAAAACAAAAAGAAAAAGAGAGAAAAGAAGCUAAAAGACACACAGAACAUGCAUAAUCGAGAGGCUUAGGAGCUUCGUCAUGGUGCCAUACGGCUUGUGGCCAUCCUUGGCAUCGAAGGAAGCGAUUAAAAAGAAAAACAGAAACAAGAAGAAUCGAUCGUAGGAACCGUUUAGGGUAUUAUUAAUGCGUCAUCGCCGUUUGUGUUCUUUCCAAAGUACCUCCGCGAGAUAUCGUCGGAACGAAGAGAGAGCCGCUUGCAUCGGCGGCUAACUGUGGUUAACUGCAUUCUCCAUCCCUCUCCCGUCUCCCUCCUUUCACGAGGCUUAAUAGAUAUUAAUUAAUUGUGCAGUUACGUGAAUUUUACAUGAUCUCUGAGUGAUGAUGUUUUCUCGCUGGGAGACAAAAUUGAGAAACAAAGGGUCGAUAAAUAAAAAAAAAAACCUCGGUCGGCUUUUGACUUGUACAUACGUGCUAUAUAGGCUAUAAUUAAAUUUAGAAAAGAAGAAAUAGAAAACCGCAACGACUAGACUUGAAUUAAAACCAAUAGAGGAAGUAACAGAGCAAGCAAGGUAAGCAAGAUUGGCCGUCUCGGCAUUUAUCACGGUACGAACUGUAAUUUAAAUUCCUUUCCGUGUGGGAUAUAUUAUUAUUAUAGCUAGAGCAAGAAAAGGAGAAUUGCUUUAGGUUCAGAGAGUUUAGUUACCCAGAACUGCCGGUGUGAAUGGCUCCGAGAACUCAGCGAGACGUCUCUUUAAAAUAUUAUGGUGCUCCCCUUGUCCCGUCUUUUAUCCUUUCGGUUUUGAUGAAACGGCGAGAACGAGCGAAACGUCAUCGUGAUGAUCAUUGAAGUCGAAAAUACGAGAGAGAAAAAGAGGUGCAUGUAUUAAAAACAGAGAGAGAGUAAAUUACCAUCCUUGAUAUACUGCCCCCCGUGCCUUCUUCCUUACUCUUGGUCCUCUAUGAGGACGGAACGGGAAGAAAAUUGACAAUGAGAGAGAGAGAGCGAAAGAAAAAUAAAGAAAGAAUGUGCGAGAGUGUGCGUGAGAGAGUGAACGAGAACGGAAGAAGAGGGAGAACUUGUUACAGCAUAUUUUAUUAUUGUUUAGUUAUUUACAAUCUGUAUAUUAUUAAUUAAUAUUACGAUUAAAAGUAUUUUGUAGAUAAUAUGCGGUCUUUGAGAUGAGAGAUGCUUUUAUAUAUAAUCAACGACUGUGCGAUAUCGAGCUCGGAGCUUUCGCGAUCCUAUUUUUUACGAUCCGUGUCUUUUGGUUUUUUUUCUUUUUUUUUUUUUUUUUCUUUGUUUCGUUAUUUUACGUUCUCUUUCGAUUCGACAUCGUUGUAACUCAAAAACCGUUCUCUCAUUCUCGACAUCAGUCCACAUAUCUAGUAGAACUGAUCGGAGAGAGAUUCCUUCUACAUACGAUUGGCGUUAUGACAAUCUUAUGCAACUUUGUCGUAAUAUCGAGAGUGGAUUUAAAUUGCCUUAGUCGCGUGAUUGAGACACUAAGUAAACUCGUUUUCUCUCUUUUUUAACCGGAACCUGUUCUGAUUUCAUUUCGAGUUGUUGUUGUCUUACAACAAUCCCGAGAACAAAGAUUGAAGUGAAAUCUGCAUACGUUUGGCUACAAAGCCAACGAGAACGUUCUUCCCACAUAACGCACGCAAAGGAUUUUGUAAAUUUGGGAAUAACAAGGUUUACACACAUGUGUGAAAUAAUUUCCUCUGUAGUACAACAAGUGUAACUGUUUUUCUUUAAUUUAUUUUUUUUUUUUGUUUACUCGCGAGGAAGCGAUUGGAGAAGAGAAAUCUAAAAAUUAUUUUCAUAAAUAAAUACUUAAGAUCUCGAACGAACGCACAAUGUUUCUAAUCUCAAACAGGAAUAAAGCCAGAGAAGAAGAAGAACAAUUUACGAAACAGAGCUACGAUCUCGCAGCUUCGGACACGCUGCGAGAUUUGUUGCGAGAUUACAUUGCAUCUGAGGUAAACGAGAUCGUGUGACAUUGACACAUGCAAAAAAAAAAAAA
Pseudomyrmex gracilis is the source of this 8515-nucleotide messenger RNA. RefSeq names its product rho-associated protein kinase 1. Gene Ontology annotation, cellular component: cytoplasm; cytoskeleton. Gene Ontology annotation, biological process: actomyosin structure organization; cortical actin cytoskeleton organization; peptidyl-threonine phosphorylation. The record is from RefSeq and is a predicted model, not a curated record. The transcript is spliced from 12 exons. Bases 1083 to 5252 code for a protein of 1389 amino acids. Gene Ontology annotation, molecular function: ATP binding; Rho-dependent protein serine/threonine kinase activity; small GTPase binding. Lineage: Eukaryota; Metazoa; Arthropoda; Insecta; Hymenoptera; Formicidae.